Messenger RNA from Lineus longissimus, 1840 nucleotides. RefSeq lists its product as uncharacterized. Bases 200 to 1531 code for a protein of 443 amino acids. NCBI's taxonomy places the organism in Eukaryota, Metazoa, Nemertea, Pilidiophora, Heteronemertea, Lineidae. The record is from RefSeq and is a predicted model, not a curated record. The transcript has 3 exons.
GUGGCAGUCCCUGAUUAGUCGAUACUGAGAAUUCGUUGAUAUGGCCUUCCUCUGAGCAUGCGUGAUUGGAAAAUAUAGACCAGGGGCGUCUGAGAUUUGGGGGCAUUUCGAGAGGGACAGAUUUGGAGCAGCACGUUUCAUUAGAUCCUUAGCUUUUGGACAGAAGAAGAAGCGAGGUCUGUAACACUGCAAUAGAAAGAUGAAAUCAAGGCUGAUGAUCGCACUGACGGGGGUGGUACUUUUGGCCGCGACGGUCCAUGGACAAACACUUUCUGCCGCCGACAAGGCCAUUGUAGAAAAUGGCCUCGCUUUUGGUGAAAAGAUUGGUGAGGCAUUGCAAAAUGACGACUUCAGCGAUCUUAUGCAGAAUAUCGGAAAUAAAAUGGCCCCAUUUCUUGGAGCUUUGGGGCCGCUGAUGGGGUUAAUCCUAUCCUUCUUUCCGUCGGGACCAUCUCUGGAAGAGAAGAUAAUGGAGCGAUUUGACCAAAUGGACCAAAAAUUUGACCUUAUGGAUGCACAGUUUGACGAAGUCAAACAAUUGAUCGAGUGGGAAAGCAUGCAGGUAAAAGUCGCCGACGAGGAACAGUCAAUCCGAUAUUUGCAUAUGAAAUAUCGAAGUGUUAUGACCGCACCAGUCGAUGAAAAGGAAGGCUACAAGCGCGACUUCAUUACUCAGUACGAGUCUGACUACCAGGGUGCAGGGUACAAACUCUUUGACGCGGCCACCGCUAAUGAUGCAACGACUUUCAAGAAUGUAUUUCGAGGCUGUAUGGAGUUUACGGGAAACGACAGAAAACAGGUGGAGACCUUCAUGCUUGGUUACUUUGGACUAGUGAUGAAGGCUAUGGUCCUCGAGAUGGCAUACUACAAGUGGGAUGGAUACACGUUGACGGGAUCAAGAACGACCACUUGGUUGAAUCGCAUGGAGACGCUUAAACUCGAAAUGAAAAAGAUCGAGAAUGAGCUAAUUGACUUUCAUGCGCAGUUGAGCAAAGAUUUGGAUGAGUUUAUACUGUUGAACGCCAACUUAAAAAAUGGCGCCUUUGCAGACCAGCUUUAUGCCAAGCUUUCAACCAAGUUUUAUUGGCGUUACUGGACGGUGGUGGUGUCAAAAGACAUCCAAGGGUCAAGCAAACACCGACACGGCCAAAAUUGUGGAGCAAUAAAGAAGUUUCAGCAAAAUGGCAAGAACGUAAUAGCUGUUAGUGUUGACAAGACGGACAGCAGUUUCAACGCCGCUAAAGCUAACUCGGAAAUUGUUCGAAUCCAAAACUGGAUGGCCAGCAAUAAUAAGAGUCCUAAUGCUGAUUAUAUGUACAACCGUGUUGAGGCUGGCCUGAGGACCUCCUGCCGACCGUUUGCAUACAUUGCCUUUGUAUGUAGGUCCUGCAAUCCUGACCUACAGGUUAGAGCUGCUUCUAACCACAUGGUCAAAAGGAAACUAUAUUGGGUAUCCAUCCCUACUAGAAAUUACAUGUUUGCAUAUCAUCAAGUAUAUGCAUAUGAGAUGGAUGCCGUCUUUUUUGGUUAAUCAUGAACACUUAAGAUGGAGUGUGCAAAGAUGCAAUUUGACUUUGGAUGAAGAUCAACAUGAUCGAGAUGAAGGAGUAAAGGUGUGAUUUUAAACUUCAUCAUGGCGGAGGAUAUCGUAAAAUUGCCAGUAGUACUCGACAAGCUAUUCAUUAUAUAAUCGUAUACAGGUGAAGGGUGUAUUUUAGUUUAUCUAGUGGGAUUACUUUAUUUAGAUCUAAACGUGUCGACGAGACGAGCAACUCAACGUCCUAACUAUUUCGUCAAUUAUUGCCAGUGGUGGAUCGAAAAUAAAGAUUCAGAAUUUGAA